AUGAAAGAUGAAAACUCUUCAAAGAAUAAAGUGGAUGUCAGCGAGUUAGCCGAUGAAGGUGGCGGUCGAUAUACCCAACCUCCAUGUGGUAAACGCCACCUGUAUGAUCUUGCUACACUUAAAAGUCCUCUUUAUCCCAGUUACUACCCUAACUCUAUAGACUGCAACUGGACUAUUUCUGGCACCAAUGGAUCAAGGAUUUUGUUAACGUUUACGUCUUUUUCACUGGAAAGACAUCUAAGUUGUAAUUAUGAUUAUUUGGACGUUUAUGAUGGUGACUCCCCGAAUGCAUCAAAAAUUGACCGAUAUUGUGGAAACGAAUUACCACGAAGUCUGAUAUCAUCUGGAUCACACCUCUUUAUUGCGUUCCACUCGGAUAGUAGUGAACGAAGACCAGGAUUUGUUUUGAAUUUAAUCUCAAAUAAAUUUCAUCCAUGUGGCAAAAGCCACCUGUAUGCUCCUGCUACACUUAAAAGUCCUCUUUAUCCCAGUUACUACCCUAACUCUAUAGACUGCAACUGGACUAUUUCUGGCACCAAUGGAUCAAAGAUUUUGUUAACGUUUACAUCUUUUUCGCUGGAAAUACAUUUAAGAUGUGAUUAUGAUUAUUUGGACGUUUAUGAUGGUGACUCCUCGAAUGCAUCAAAAAUUGGCCGAUAUUGUGGAAACCAAUUACCACGAAGUCUGACAUCAUCUGGAUCCCACCUGUUUAUUGCGUUCCACUCGGAUAGUAGUGAACAAAGACCAGGAUUUGUUUUGAAUUUUUCAAAUAAAUCUCGUAAGUUUACGUACAGCUUUAAGAUAACAUGACGAACAUUGAAAAGCC
Dendronephthya gigantea is the source of this 826-nucleotide messenger RNA. Its product is annotated as dorsal-ventral patterning tolloid-like protein 1. The coding region runs from base 1 to 810 and encodes 269 amino acids. NCBI's taxonomy places the organism in Eukaryota, Metazoa, Cnidaria, Anthozoa, Malacalcyonacea, Nephtheidae. The record is from RefSeq and is a predicted model, not a curated record. The transcript has 5 exons.